This is a messenger RNA of Rubroshorea leprosula, 1748 nucleotides long. Lineage: Eukaryota; Viridiplantae; Streptophyta; Magnoliopsida; Malvales; Dipterocarpaceae. The record is from the annotation of a GenBank genome assembly.
AUGGCAGGUGCAGAAAAAUAAACUUGCUCCUUUAUUUUCUGUGAAUCUGUUUUUACAAAGAAAAUAGAAUACAUAUUCCCUUUUUGCCUUAAAUCAAACCGUCCCCUGCAAAUUGGGUAAUUAAUUCGUCUUCAAUUUCAUUUUGCCUAUUUAGAGAUCCAGCAAGAAUAUACGAAAGUCAGAUUUUGAUUUAUGAAGAAAAUGCCACAGUUGUUAGAGGAUGAGUUAUUUCCUUCUACGCCGGGUAAGUUUAAGAUGGAAAGGGGCCACACGAUGAACCGCCAGUUUCAUCGGUGUUUCGCCUCCACCAGCACCAUGUUCUUGUGGGCGUUGUUCUUGAUUGCGUUGACGGCGUCGUACCUGAGCUUUCAGAGCUUCGUGGAUUCCGGUAGCCGGUACUUUUCUGCUUCGUGGGGUGGAAUCCAAUGGGAGAAACAGGUGCGGAACUCUGCCCAGAUCCAUCGGUCCGGUGGGAUGGCUGUAUUGGUUACCGGAGCGGCGGGUUUUGUGGGUACACACGUGUCGCUUGCUCUAAAGAAACGCGGAGACGGGGUCGUUGGGAUUGACAAUUUUAACAGCUAUUACGACCCUUCGUUGAAGAGAGCGAGAAAAUCACUCCUCAACAACCACGGCAUCUUGGUCGUUGAAGGCGACGUUAACGACGGCAGGCUGUUGGCUAAGCUUUUCGAUGCGGUGGCUUUCACCCACGUGAUGCACUUAGCGGCCCAAGCCGGCGUCCGGUACGCCAUGGAGAAUCCUCAGUCCUACGUUCAGAGCAACAUCGCCGGACUUGUCACGCUUCUAGAAGUUUGCAAGUCGGCUAACCCACAACCGGCUAUCGUCUGGGCCUCAUCUAGCUCCGUCUACGGCUUGAACGAGAAGGUUCCGUUCUCCGAAUCCGACCGGACGGACCAACCAGCGAGCUUGUACGCGGCGACGAAAAAGGCAGGUGAGGAAAUUACUCACACUUAUAAUCACAUUUACGGCCUGUCGAUUACUGGGUUGAGGUUUUUCACCGUCUACGGCCCGUGGGGGCGGCCCGAUAUGGCGUAUUUCUCGUUCACGAGAAACAUAUUGCAAGGGAAGUCCAUCACGGUGUACCGAGGCAAGAACCAGGUGGAUUUGGCCCGAGAUUUCACCUAUAUUGACGAUAUCGUGAAAGGGUGUUUGGGGUCGUUGGACACGGCCAAGAGAAGUACCGGGUCGGGCGGAAAGAAGCGGGGACCCGCACAGUACCGGAUUUUUAAUUUGGGUAAUACGUCGCCGGUCACCGUGCCGGAACUGGUAAACAUACUGGAGAGGCAUUUGAAGGUGAAAGCAAAGAGGAAUAUCGUGGACAUGCCCGGGAAUGGCGACGUUCCUUUCACCCAUGCGAAUAUUAGCUACGCCCAGAGAGAAUUCGGGUACAAACCCACAACCGAUUUGCAAACCGGGUUGAAGAAAUUUGUUAGGUGGUAUUUAUCUUAUUAUGGGUACAGUAGCAAAAUUGUAAAUUAAUAAUAAUUUUUUUCUCUCUUUUUUUUUUUUUAAAGAUAAUUUGGGCUUUUUCUAUUUCCCAAAAGGAAAAAAACAAAGGAGAAAGUGGAGAUGAAAAACUGAUUUUAUUUUUUGAAAAAAAAAAAAAGGGGAAAACAUGAAGAAGAUGGAGGAAGGCUCAUUCUAUGCCGAAAGGCAAUGAAACUUGGCUAUCCUAUGUAGUUCUGUUUUGUGUUUAUUUUUUUUAUUGUAAAUAAAAAUGAAAUUACUUA